Molecule: messenger RNA, 1147 nt
Organism: Suillus bovinus
Lineage: Eukaryota; Fungi; Basidiomycota; Agaricomycetes; Boletales; Suillaceae
Exons: 8
Coding region: 163-1065 (300 amino acids)
Source: RefSeq, a predicted model, not a curated record
GCAGACUGACCCACCACCUCUCUGUAAGUUCGCUGGCUUACUAGAGUCCCCAUAACCUGCAUAAAUACCGUCCGCGAUACUGAAACAUAAGCUUUCAGUAUCACUUCCUUUUGGCGUAACGGUGAAGCGGACGACAGUCUUGACUCACCAAGUUACACUAUCAUGCCAGUGACUCGUUAUACCACGUCUUGCGCCUCCAGAGAGUCACCCUUUUCUCAACGUCAAGGACCCAUAUUCAUAAGGCGGCCUUCACAGGUCUCCAUAGACAGCUUGUGCAACCCUCGGCUUCCUGCACGCUACCUCCAUGCAGGAUUGAAAAUGAGCUCCCAGAUGUGCUACAAGACACAAAGAGCGAUUAGAGACUUAGCUCUUCAUCACAUCGAUUUUUCGAUACCGUAUUUGGAGCAGUCUCAAUCACAAAUAGAUUUUUUCAAGAGAGAGGUCCUACUUGAUCGAGAGCUGUCGCACCUGAUGCACUAUGAAGACGCUUGGGCAGUGGAAGUGUUCCUUGGAAAAAUGUAUAAUCGCCCGAGAAUUAUGAGAAAUUUCCAGAAACUGAACUCCGAGCUUCAAAUUAUGCAGCAUGACCGUCAGAGACAAUCAGACGUUCACUCUAUCAAUCCGGUUACUCAGAUUGGAGAUGUACAGCAUGACCGUCCGCGUCAAACGUCACUCGCUAUUUGCUCUGGCAACCAGAUUACUCGGCCCACCAGUAAAGAUGCACAGCAUGACCUUGUUUGUUCUGAUAAUCAGGCUACUCCUGAACCUCAGGAUAAUCAAGUGAACGCCAUCCAAGACGGUGGUGCUUCGGACACUGCAUCAUGUCUGACUCUGUUGUCAACCCUCCUGGCUUCAACGCCAGGUUUUCACCGCUUCCAUGCGGUAAUCAUCGAGGCUGGCUUGUCCACUGACGAGCAUCUCUACUAUUUCUUCCGGAUGACAUUUAAGGGGAGGGAGAGAUUCGUCACAGAAGCACUCAAGGAGACCUCUACCCUGUUUGAACGAGUUGUAAUCAUGGAUAUUCUGGAAGAAUUAAGAGAUGACAUCCUAGUUGGUCGUUUAUAACACUUACACGGUGAUGAUUACGAACUUUGUUUGUAGAGAAAUUUACGCCUCUUAGUCACGGCGGGCUUUGAUAUUAGUGACU